AUGAUUUUACCGAAGCUACCGACCAGCGUGGCAAUGGAAGCUCGCGAUCUCAUAUUAGGCGAACCAGGAGAUGCACCAUACACGACUUUCAAAACCGAAAUUUUGAAAAGACUUGGGACCACCGAGGACCAAAGAACGCGCCGGCUCCUGGAAAGUGAAGAGAUGGGUGACCAAAAGCCGUCCCAGUUCCUGCGCCGCCUGCAACAUUUAGCGGGCAAAAAUAUUGCAGAAUCAACAGUGCGCGCCUUGUGGAAAGGACGUCUGCCGCGAGAGCUACAGGCUAUCCUGGAGAUCGUCAAAGAUCAGCCACUUGAGAAAGCAGCGGAGAUAGCGGACGCCUCCAUCGUGCAUAUGCCGAUCCGCCCCAGCCUAGCGGAGGUAAACCGAACAGCGCCGAAGCAAGAGGACUCCUUGGUGGAAGAGAUGAGGAAGCUUAGUGCGGCAUUUCACCAGGAAGUCGCUACGAUGAAGAGGGAGAUGGCAGCAGUGAGAGCAGGACGCGAUCCGGUGCAGAACAAUUCUAGUUCCCAGAAGCACAAGCAACGACGCUCCAGAUCCCGCUCGCGUUCAAAUUCAAGAAGUCAACGUCCCGCGGACUUGUGCUGGUAUCACUGGAGAUUCGAUACCAAAGCCACUCGGUGUACAACCCCUUGUGUUAAGUCCCCGGGAAACCAGCUGGGAGGUCGUUAA
This is a messenger RNA of Cotesia glomerata, 690 nucleotides long. RefSeq lists its product as uncharacterized. NCBI's taxonomy places the organism in Eukaryota, Metazoa, Arthropoda, Insecta, Hymenoptera, Braconidae. The record is from RefSeq and is a predicted model, not a curated record. The transcript has a single exon. Bases 1 to 690 code for a protein of 229 amino acids.